Vidua chalybeata is the source of this 2399-nucleotide messenger RNA. RefSeq names its product eukaryotic translation initiation factor 6 (gene EIF6). The record is from RefSeq and is a predicted model, not a curated record. Lineage: Eukaryota; Metazoa; Chordata; Aves; Passeriformes; Viduidae. Gene Ontology annotation, biological process: maturation of LSU-rRNA; cytosolic ribosome assembly; assembly of large subunit precursor of preribosome. The transcript is spliced from 6 exons. Gene Ontology annotation, cellular component: preribosome, large subunit precursor; cytosol; nucleolus. Gene Ontology annotation, molecular function: ribosomal large subunit binding. Bases 267 to 1004 code for a protein of 245 amino acids.
GGAAGCGGCGGCGCCUCGUGGUUCCGGCGGAGCCACUGCGGCCCGUUCCUGUUCCCGUUCUCAUUCCCGUCCUCCUUCCCGGCCCCGACCCCGCCCCGUUCCCGUUCUCGGCCCAAUCUUGGUCCCGUUCCAGCUUCCUUCUCGGAAGCAGCUCCGUUCCCAUUCCUGUUCUCGGUCCCCUUCUUAGUCCCGUUCCCGGCUCCGUUUCCGUUCUCAUUUCCAGCCCCUUUCCCAUUCCCGGCCCCGCUCGCAUUCCCGUUCCUGCUAUGGCGGUCCGCGCCAGCUUCGAGAACAACAAUGAGCUGGGCUGUUUCGCCAAGCUCACCAACGCCUAUUGCCUCGUGGCCAUCGGCGGCUCCGAGAACUUCUACAGCGUGUUCGAGGGGGAGCUCUUCGGGACCAUCCCGGUGGUUCACGCCUCCAUCGCCGGCUGCCGCAUCAUCGGCAGGAUGUGUGUGGGGAACAGACACGGGCUGCUGGUCCCCAGCAGCACGACAGACCAAGAGCUGCAGCACAUCCGCAACAGCCUCCCGGAUUCCGUGCGGAUCCAGCGCGUGGAGGAGCGGCUGUCGGCCCUGGGCAACGUCACCACCUGCAAUGACUACGUGGCUCUGGUCCACCCGGAUCUGGACAGGGAGACAGAAGAGAUCCUGGCAGAUGUGCUGAAGGUGGAGGUGUUCAGACAAACAGUAGCAGACCAGGUGCUGGUUGGAAGUUACUGUGUUUUUAGUAACCAAGGAGGAAUUGUGCACCCCAAAACUUCAAUCGAUGACCAGGAUGAGCUGUCUUCUUUGCUGCAGGUCCCACUCGUGGCGGGGACGGUGAACCGCGGCAGCGAGGUGAUCGCGGCGGGGAUGGUGGUCAACGACUGGUGCGCCUUCUGCGGGCUGGACACCACCAGCACCGAGCUCUCCGUCAUCGAGAGCAUCUUCAGGCUCAACGAGGCUCAGCCGAGCACCAUCGCCACCAACAUGAGGGACUCCCUGAUUGACAGCCUGACAUGAGCAGUGUUGGUUCCUACUUCCCAGAAAGCUCCUAAGGAGUGAAGUGUUGAGCUGCACUUUGGAUCACAGACAUCCAGACCUUCUGAUGAUGUUUCUGCAGGCCUGGCCCAAAGGAGAGGCUACAAAACCAAAUUUUUAUCAUCUUUUGUAAACUGUUACCACAAAAACUGACAAAUAACAUGCAUAAGAUACAAAUAAGGAAUGCUCUCUAUCCCUUUGCUCAGUUCUUCAGCUCUGCUUUCUGGUUCUGUGAUGCCAUCUGAGUCUCUCAAAUUACCCCACAAUAUUUACUCUUGUGGCUCUUGGAUGUCAAUCAGUAGAGAUUAUUUUGCCUUAAGUCUUGCACCAGUGUCCUGCUGCACAGUAGUUUGUUUUGGCACUACAUGUGCUGCCCUCUCUUUCCACACUCCUGCUUGAGUGGUGUUUCUGCUCUAGGUACAUGUAAGACCCCUUUGUUUGUCCAGCACCAAAAAUACAGUAGUUUACUUGCCACAAAAUAAUUCAAAAAUCAUCACCUGCUCUUUUGCCCUGAUUUGCAGCUGUUUCCAUGGGAUGGUGAUUCUGAAGUGAUCAGCUUGGAUAAAAACUGGAGCUUUUCAGUGUCAGUCCAAGGGCUUUUAACAACAACAGUGUGGGAGUCCUUGGACCAGUGUUUGACCUGGUAUCACCUGUGCUGCUGCUGAGGCACCUGCAGGGGAGGGCUCAAAAGGCACACUUGCCAGUGGGCUUAAUUUGUCUUGCAGGAGUUCAUCUCCUACAAUGAGAAACUCUUAGAAAUCAGCAAAUCCCAAUAGAUUUGAACCACCUUAUCUGGAGUUACCUUGGAGACAAAGGUUAAAUAGCACGGUUCUAUGCAGUCAGUCAAAAGCUAUAGAUUUGGGAGCUUCCCCAUGAAGAGCUCUGCCUGUGCCAGAUGAAAGCAGCUGUAGGUGCUACUUUCAGGCAGAAGAUAGUAAUUUCUUUCUACACAGCUGUUGCUCAGUGAUAUCUCAGUUGCUUUCCUGCUUGCCCAUUAUCGUUUUUUUUUCACUUCUUCUCCCCUUUUGUUGGUUACUGGCAGCAAUUACUCAUUGGGUUAUGGAAUAUUCUGGUGUACUGAAGGCAUAGAAGUGCCUCCAUUUCCCAUCCUGAGGGUAAGAGGAAGCUCUCACUUGUCUCCACACAGUUACCUUGCUCUCAGCUGAGUUCUCUUGGGGAAUGAUGACCUGUGGGCUGUAUGGGCAGAGCUCUUUUCAGCCCAGGUGCUUUGGGCUUUGUAGAAAAUUGAGUAAAUUUCCAUUUUUGUUUUACUGUCUGGAUGUUCAGGGAAUGCUUUGUAAGAUUUGGCUGAUAAAAGGUUACUCCUUCAAAAUAAAGAUUGCCAUGAUCAUCUGUGAUCAGGUAUCAAACCUUUAA